Molecule: messenger RNA, 961 nt
Organism: Galdieria sulphuraria
Lineage: Eukaryota; Rhodophyta; Bangiophyceae; Galdieriales; Galdieriaceae
Exons: 1
Coding region: 85-867 (260 amino acids)
Source: RefSeq, a predicted model, not a curated record
AGGGAUUGGCAAUUUGUUUAGAAAAAAAAAAAGCAAACGGGAGACAUCAUGGCGCCAUCAUCAGUUCACAUAGUUUGAAGCUUUAUGUUGUUCAUAUCUUUCACUGAAAACUUUUCAAUAUGUCUUGUAUCCAAGUUGCGCUAUCAUACGAGAAGAUCCUGUUUUUUGAGCCCAACUUUCACCAGUCGAAAGCACCCGACCCAUCGGUCGCUGCAAGCUAGUUCUCAACCUUCACAAAAGUCUUAUUUUCCUUUUAGUAUCAAAGAAUGGAUUAGCAACCUACACUGGCCACUUGUUUUAUACACUCCUCCGUUGUAUUGGUUUUUACGCCAAUUGGCUCUAGGAAGUGGCCUUUCUUUGAGUCAGAGAAUCCUUUUUUCGACGCUGGCGAUAUUCCUUUGUGAAUUAUUUCGAUGUUUAUUGCAAGAUUUGGCAGCCUUAGGUGUUGCUAUUGGAAGAAGACUCGGUUGGUUGAGAAAAUACCGAGAUGGAAAGGAGCUACGUUUGUUACCUCAUAGUGUUCCGUUGUGGGAGUUGCAUCGUCAUUUUUAUGUUCUGAUAGGCACAGCUGUAUUGGAAUUGAUUAGUUUUUAUGAAGCUAUUUUUUGGAGUGAGCGCGUGGGCUUGGUAUUAUUGAUUCUUUCUCAGUGUUUUUUCAAUGUUAUGACAGAGCUUCAAAUUACAAAAGAUGGCAAGUGUGAGAGGGUUCAGUCACAAGCACGUGCGCUGAUGUUGGUUGGAGAUGGACUGUAUUUGUUCAUAUGUUUGUUGUAUUAUGUUGGAGUUUUUCCUUUGAUUACGUCGAGUUGUUGUCUUAUACUGUUAUUGGUUUACUUGGGACUCAAAUAUACGCGUCCAAGUAGAUAAAGAGAUACAUGCGUUUUCUCUCUUAUUGCUAAGACGCUUGCAUCUUUGUUGUUUUUAUCUAUUGUCGAUUCACAAGAAAUUGUUGUGUCUUUGU